Dromiciops gliroides (monito del monte) is the source of this 1599-nucleotide messenger RNA. Its product is annotated as NXPE family member 4-like. The record is from RefSeq and is a predicted model, not a curated record. The transcript has 5 exons. The coding region runs from base 1 to 1599 and encodes 532 amino acids. NCBI's taxonomy places the organism in Eukaryota, Metazoa, Chordata, Mammalia, Microbiotheria, Microbiotheriidae.
AUGAUGUUAUGUGUGUUAGCUACAGUAAUCAUUUUGAUAGCUUCUAAAAACUUCUCAAAGUUAUGGUCUACACUGAACUUUCCCAUCUCUGUAUACGAUUGGAAUGCUCCCAAGAAAACCUUAUGUCCUAAAUCACCAAUCAAUCAAGCAAACACUGACAUGAAAAUAAACAAAAUCAAGAAGCAGCUAGACCAGCUCAUCCCACAUAGGCCAUUCUCUCAUGUCAAUACCACCACAAGUGCAGUCCACAGUGUGGCCAAAAUCAUCAAUUCUAAAACCACCUACUGCAGAGGAGAUCAGCUAGAUAUUCUCUUGGAGGUGAGAGACUACUUGGGACAAAGAAAAAAAUAUGGAGGGGACUUCUUAAGGGCCAGGAUUUCUUCCCCAGAACUGAAGGCAGGAGCUUCAGGAAAAGUGACUGACUUCAACAAUGGCACCUACCUUGUCAGCUUCACUUUAUUCUGGGUGGGCAGAGUCUCUGUGUCUCUUCAGCUCAUCCACCCCAGUGAAGGGGUGUCUGCACUUUGGAGAGCAAGGAAUCGGGGCUAUGAUAAAGUGAUUUUCACAGGCCAGUUUGCCAAUGGCACAUCCAAGGUCUUCACUGAAUGUGGCCUGGUUCUAAACACAAGUGCUGAAUUGUGCCAGUACCUGGACCAACGAGACCAAGAAGCCUUCUACUGUGUGAAACCUCCACAAGUGUCCUGUGAUGCACUGGUCCAGCUGAAAUCUAAGAAUAAGGAAGUUUCUUAUCUUAGCAUGCUAGAGAAAAGCCUCUUUAUCAGGUUCAACAUAGGGGUGGAGAUUUUGAAGAGCUUUGAUCCCAUCAGUGUCUCGAUGUGUAACGACCAAACAAUACCAUUAAAAGGAAAAUGCAAACCUGGGAUGUGGCCUCCAGUCCCUACUGGCUAUGUCUGGCAUAACACAUGGAAUCUGGUUUCCUGCAAUUUGUCUCAUUUCCACACAGAGACCCAAAUGAAUGUUUGUUUGAAGGGAAAGCUCAUUUAUAUCUUGGGAGAUUCCACAACCCGUCAGUGGAUAGAAUACUUCAUAAAGCACAUUAAAACACUAAAGCCUGUUGACCUCCAUGGAUUUGGGAAUCUCCGUCAUCAACUUGUUGUGGACUUGGAAAGGAAGAUCUCCAUUCAGUGGCAAAGACAUGGCUACCCCUUGAUUGGCUCAAGUGUUUAUUCAGCAAAAGAUAAUGAAUACCUAGCCCAUGCCAUUGACAGAAUUGAAGGAGACAGAAACACCAUUGUUGUCUUUACUCUGGGCCAGCACUUUAGGUUUUUCCCCAUUGAUGUCUUCACCCGACGAGCCAUCAAUGUCCACAAUGCCAUUGAACGUCUAUUCCAGAGAAGCCCAGAGACAAGAGUUAUCCUCAAGGCUGAAAAUACUAGGGAAAUUAGUAUUGAUUCUGAGCGACUUAGUGAUUUUCAUGGCUAUAUUCAGUCUCUGGUUUUGAAAGACAUCUUCCAGGAUCUCAAUGUGGCUGUCAUUGAUGCCUGGGAUAUGAACAUAGCCUAUGGCACUAAUAAUGUCCACCCACCUGAAUAUGUGGUUGAGAAUCAGAUUAACAUGUUCUUAAACUACAUUUGCUAG